AUCAGUGACAACUGUUAAUGGCUUUGUCAAUCAGUCAACUGAAUUAUGUCGGCUCAAAGGUGGCUCAUGUUAAUUUGGCUGUAAGCAGCAGCAGCAGAAGCAGUCGGCCCCCGGACGCCUGCAAUGAAGGAGGCGACACCAGCGAAAUGACUGCCACAAACGCAACCAGUUCUGAAUUCGACUUCAGCAAGUGGGAUUUUCCCGCUGAGCGAAUUUGGCUGCACAAGUCGAACGAGGAAAUCGCCUGGAAGAUCUGCACCUUUGUUCCGCUGAUUGGCUUUGGGCUGUAUGGGAACUGCAUCAUGAUCUACCUGAUAGCCGUGAACAAGUCGUUGCGAUCGCCCACCAACCUAAUCAUAGCCAACAUGGCCGUGGCCGAUCUCCUGACUCUCUCCAUCUGCCCGGCCAUGUUCAUGGUGAACGAUUUCUACCAGAACUAUCAGCUGGGAUGCGUGGGCUGCAGGAUGGAGGGCUUCCUGGUGGUGGUGUUCCUGAUCACAGCCGUGCUCAACCUUUCGGUGGUGAGCUAUGAUCGCCUCACGGCCAUUGUCCUGCCCAGGGAGACGCGACUGACCGUGCGCGGUGCCCAAAUUGUGAUUGUCUGCACCUGGAUUGGGGGUGUCCUCUUGGCCUCGCCCUUGGCUCUCUAUCGGGCGUACCGCGUCCGCGUCUGGAAGAACUUCACCGAGCGCUAUUGCAAGGAGAACACUGACGUUCUGCCCAAGUAUUGGUACGUGCUCAUAACCAUACUGGUCUGGCUGCCAUUGGGCAUCAUGCUGAUCUGCUACAUUGCCAUUUUCUACAAGCUCGAUCGGUAUGAGAAGCGGGUGCAGAACCGUGAGAAUCCCCUCACCGUUAGCUACAAACGCAGCGUGGCCAAGACCCUCUUCAUCGUGGUGGUGGUCUUUGCCGUGCUCCGGCUGCCCUUCACCAUUCUGGUGGUGCUGCGCGAGAAGUACUACUCCGCCGACACCACAGUCAACAGCGGAAUGCAGCUCUUCUGGUACCUGUCGCAGUACCUAAUGUUCCUCAAUGCCGCCGUCAAUCCGCUCAUCUACGGCUUCAACAAUGAGAACUUCAGGCGCGCCUAUUACCAUAUCUCGUGCGUUCGACGACGGAGAGAGGCAGCCAAGCUCAAGGAAAGUUCGAGGCGUCAGCAUCACUGCUGCUAUUGUGCCUUUAUGAAGAAGAAGAGACAACAGCAGCAGCAGCAGGAGGAGGAGGUACAACAACAGCCGAAAAACGUGGAGGUGGACUUGAGCAAGGAGAUAACCACAUCGGAGCCGCUGGCCAGAAUAGGCGAAAGUUCCGAGGACGUGGCUGUGGCCGAAAUCGAAGCAGAGGGAUUUAUAUAGAAAGACAAUAGCCUAAAGGGGAACACACUAAACAACAACACAAUAAAUAUUAAAUGAAUAUAUAAUAAAUAAACCAAUGACACC
Messenger RNA from Drosophila obscura, 1439 nucleotides. Its product is annotated as neuropeptide Y receptor type 2. Gene Ontology annotation, molecular function: G protein-coupled receptor activity. Gene Ontology annotation, cellular component: membrane. NCBI's taxonomy places the organism in Eukaryota, Metazoa, Arthropoda, Insecta, Diptera, Drosophilidae. Gene Ontology annotation, biological process: G protein-coupled receptor signaling pathway. The transcript is spliced from 3 exons. Bases 18 to 1355 code for a protein of 445 amino acids. The record is from RefSeq and is a predicted model, not a curated record.